AUGAAGAAAGACAAUGAUCCCACUGAGCAGGUGCAAAGACGUACAACAAAACUUUUGUCAGGUCUUAGAACCUAUGAUCUCAGAAGUUUGAGUCGGAUAGAAAUGACCAGCAACAGUGGUGGCCGUACGUGUAGCGACUUGGAACUUACGGAAUUCGUUGGGAUUCGUGCGGGUUACGAGCUCCUUAACCGCAAGUAUCGGAAGAACCACAAGGAACUCGAAAAAGCAAAUGCUAGGUUUACGCGUUCUCUCGAAAAAUUAGAUGCUCUGGAUGGUUUUGGAAAGGCAACGACUUUUAUAGACAAUGUAUUGAAUGAAGUGUGUGGUUUCAAGAGAAAAGCUGAUGAAUAUUUUUCUGAAGAAAUGGAGCUCGUGGCGGCUUGUAAAAGGCGCAUAGAACAUUUAAAGGAACAACGUGUAUUCAUUGCGCGCUUUCAUCGACUUCUGGCCGAUCACCUGUUCUGUCUUGGGCACUACAGGUCUGCUUUGAGUUUAGCCAAGUCGUCGUCGGCCGGUUGCCUUUGUCUAACUGACAUAUACGAGGAGGCCAUUGUUAUCAGUGAGGCUCUUCUUCGAGGUGACACGGGUCCUGCUCAUCAGUGGAUUCAAGAGGCCAACUAUAAGCUGAAAAAGUCGGAGUGUUUCUUCGAGUUCGACAUCCGAGUCUUUGAACUGUACUUACUGGUCAAAGCAGGGAAAAGGUUGGAAGCUAUCCAACAUGCCCGCAAGUACCUUGCCGGUGGUCUAAAACCCGACGACUACCAGGCGACCAAACUGGGACAGGCGAUGCUGCUUUUGGCAAUGAGGACACCCGAGGAAGUUGAGCUAAAAGCGGCCCAGAACGAACUCAAUGAACAAUGGAUAUGCAAGCGUUUCCACGCGGCCUUCACAAAUUUCUACUCUUUCUCGUCUUUGACCCCCUUCUCACUUGCGGUGAAGGCGGGCAUUACUGCAAUCAAAACUCAUUUUUGUUACAGCGCCAAAGCUCGCCAUCCAGACUGCGUAGUUUGCCAUCCACUGAUUAACCGGCUGGCUUUCGACCUUCCCUUCGGCAAUUAUGACCAUUCUGUUCUCACCUGCUACCAGACUGGCCUUUUGAUGAACGAAGAGAAUCCGCCGAUGGCUCUCCCGAACGGCUACGUAUACAGCGAAAAGGUAACCUACGUUUCUUUUUCGUUGCUAACCCAUCUAAAUUGCCUUUGUAAUCAGUCUAUAAUCAGAUAUCAUGUUGUGCUCAUUGGAAUGAGUUUAUGUAUUCGCUGGCGUUUCGGACAGCUGGGCCUGACUUUAUCGAUCAGCAAUUUAAAGUUGUGGCUGUACGUGUUGGUCAUGGGCUGA
Messenger RNA from Dibothriocephalus latus, 1338 nucleotides. Lineage: Eukaryota; Metazoa; Platyhelminthes; Cestoda; Diphyllobothriidea; Diphyllobothriidae. The record is from the annotation of a GenBank genome assembly.